Messenger RNA from Mya arenaria, 4191 nucleotides. Its product is annotated as platelet endothelial aggregation receptor 1-like. The record is from RefSeq and is a predicted model, not a curated record. The coding region runs from base 22 to 969 and encodes 315 amino acids. The transcript has 2 exons. NCBI's taxonomy places the organism in Eukaryota, Metazoa, Mollusca, Bivalvia, Myida, Myidae.
UCUGCCCCAUGUCUACCAGGUAUGCUCUAUGGAGGAUGUCAGCUACAGCUUGGCUCUGCCCCAUGUCCACCAGGUAUGUUCUAUGGAGGAUGUCAGCUACAGCUUGGCUGUGCCCCAUGUCCAACAGGUAUGUUUUAUGGAGAAUGUCAGCUACAGCUUGGCUCUGCCCCAUGUCCACCAGGUAUGCUCUAUGGAGAAUGUCAGCCACAGCUUGGCUCUGCCCCAUGUCCACCAGAUAUGUUUUAUGGAGAAUGUCAGCUACAGCUUGGCUCUGCCCCAUGUCCACCAGGUAUGCUCUAUAGAGAAUGUCAGCCACAGCUUGGCUGUGUCCCAUGUCCACCAGGUAUGUUUUAUGGAGAAGGUCAGCUACAGCUUGGCUGUGCCCCAUGUCCACCAGGUAUGUUUUAUGGAGAAUGUCAGCCACAGCUUGGCUCUGCCCCAUGUCCACCAGGUAUGCUCUAUGGAGGAUGUCAGCUACAGCUUGGCUGUGCCCCAUGUCCACCAGGUAUGCUCUAUGGAGAAGGUCAGCUACAGCUUGGCUGUGCCCCAUGUCCACCAGGUAUGUUUUAUGGAGAAUGUCAGCCACAGCUUGGCUUUGCCACAUGUCCACCAGGUAUGCUCUAUGGAGGAUGUCAGCUACAGCUUGGCUCUGCCCCAUGUCCACCAGGUAUGUUUUAUGGAGAAUGUCAGCUACAGCUUGGCUCUGCCCCAUGUCCACCAGGUAUGCUCUAUGGAGAAUGUCAGUCACAGCUUGGUUGUGCCCCAUGUCCACCAGGUAUGCUCUAUGGAGGAUGUCAGCUACAGCUUGUCUGUGCCCAUGUCCAACAGGUAUGCUUUUUAGAGGAUGUCAGUAACAGCUUGGCUGUGCCCCAUGUCCACCAGGUAUGUUUUAUGGAGGAUGUCAGCUUGGCUGAGCUGAUGUCCACCAGGUAUGCUCUAUGGAGGAUGUCAGCUACAGCUUGGCUGUGACUAUGUACACCAGGUAUGUUUUAUGGAAGAUGUCAACUACAGCUUGGCUGUGCCCUGUGUCCACCAGGUAUGCUCUAUGGAAGAUGUCAGCUACAGCUUGGCUGUGCCAAUGUCCACUAGGUAUGUUUUAUGGAGAAUGUCCGCUACAGCUUGGCCGUGACCAUGCCCACCAGGUAUGUUUUAUUGAAGAUGUCAGCUACAGCUUGGCUGUGACCAUGUCCACCAGGAAUGUUUUAUUGAAGAUGUCAGCUACAGCUUGGCUGUGACCAUGUCCACCAGGUAUGUUUUAUUGAAGAUGUCAGCUACAGCUUGGCUGUGACCAUGUCCACCAGGUAUGUUUUAUAAAGGAUGUCAGCUACAGCUUGGCUGUGACCAUGUCCACCAGGUAUGUUUUAUUGAAGAUGUCAGCUACAGCUUGGCUGUGACCAUGUCCACCAGGUAUGUUUUAUUGAAGAUGUCAGCUACAGCUUGGCUGUGACCAUGUCCACCAGGUAUGUUUUAUAAAGGAUGUCAGCUACAACUUAGUUUUGCCCAUGUCCAACAGGUGGGUUUUAUAUGUUUUAAUUAGCUUGUCAGACCUUUGUUAGCUCACCUGAGCAAAAAGGGGUCAAGGAUGAGGUAUUGUGAUUUUAAAUGCAUGAUUUACUGCAGGAGAAUUUCAAAUACAUUUACUUUAAAUUACAGUAAAUUUGUAAUGGUAUGUAUACUGAACUUACUAACGAUAAUCACAUGAAACAUAAAGUUGAUAGGAAAUAAACCACGGGUUAGAAUUGUACCAUUAGCAGCAUCAAGAAAAAUGUUUCAUAUUUAUUUUGCAAAAAAAACUAAGAUUUUUAAGUUGAGACUAAUUGUUGGUACAAAUUUAUAAGAUUUUAAAAGUUUUCCAUGUACAGUAGUCAUAUACAGUGUAGUGAAAACUACCCCCGACCUUUGUCAGUAAAAUUUUAACACACCAACAUGGCUUGAAAGAGUUUGAUAAGGUCCACCUUAGGCCAAAAUAAAUUGGUUUGGUAAGGAUUACAUCUUUUUUAAAAACAGGCAGGGUAGGUAGGCUUUUUUUUCUUUUUUUUAUAUUAAGCUUUAUAUACAUGUAAGACAUUAUUUUUAUCAUUGGAGAAUGGUUCAGUAUACAUACCAUUACAAAUUUACUGUAAUUUAAAGUACAUGUAUUUGAAAUUCUCCUGCAGUAAAUCAUGCAUUUAAAAUAACACACUGUCAAGCUAUUCAUCAUGUUAAGAUUACCCAAUCUCUUACAAUAAUGAUAAAUUGUUUAAUACUAAACCAUGGAAAAUUGGCCUAAUACUUGAAAAAUAAUUACCGGUAUGAAGCAUUUCUCAUAACAUUUGUUUUAUUUUCUACUCAAGUUAUAGUGAAAUUCUAAACCUCUUACAUGACUGUCUUGUUCUAUUUUUGUUUCAUGAUAACUGUUUAUAAGUUUAGUUUAAGUUUCAUCAUACAGUAUUAAAAUUACCGGUAUGCAUUCCAAAAUACAUCUGACUUAAAAAGUUCAACAUGUAAAGAUAAUCGUAUCUCUUUCAAUAAGGCUACUAAAUUAAUGUGAAACUAAACUAAACUUUUGUUUGUUUGUUUAGCAUUAAGUAAGUUAUAGUUAGCUGUUUUCCAUUGCUUGUUUGUAUUGUAUUAGGUCUGCUUAUGUAUCCUGUAUUGCAUGCAGGAAGUUGCAUUAUUUUCUAAUAAAGUUUCAAAGUUCAAUUUAUAUUUUCUCGAUUGUAAAGGCAUCUGAAAUCUGAUAUAUAAAUCAAGUCUGUCACCUGGGCAGAAACCUAGGAAACCGUUAUCCAAGAUUAAAAUGCAGUACUAAAAACCCAAUAUGGCCAAGGCCAUUAAUAUUUGGUAAAAAGCCUAAUGUAGUGGCCUUUUACCAAUUAGUUAUUAAAUAAUGCCCCUAAGGUCAAAAUUGUUUAUGGCACAGGGCCCGGGUUUUUAGCUCCACUGGCCGAAGGCCAUGGAGCUUAUGUCGUCACAGAUUGUCCGUCGUGAGUGCGUGCGUGCGUGCGUGCGUAAACUUUUACUUUAAACGACAUCUCCUCUGAAACUGAUGAGCGGAUUUUGACAAAACUUCACAGGAAUGUUCCUUUGGUGGUCCUUUACCAAAAUUGCUCAAAUGGUUCCGGUCCAUUGCACAAUAUGGCCGCCAGAGCUAAAAAUAGCAAAAUCUUUAAACGACAUCUCCUCUGAAACGGUUCGGCAGAUUUUGAUGAAACUUGACAGUAAUGUUCCUUGGGUGGUCCUUUAUUAAAAUUGCUCAAAUGGUUCUGGUCCAUUGCACAAUAUGGCCGCCACAGCUAAAAAUAGCAAAAUCUUUAAACGACAUCUCCUCUGAAACGGAUAGGCAGAUUUUGAUGAAACUUGACAGAAUUGUUCCUUGGGUGGUCCUUAACCAAAAUUGCUCAAAUUGUUCCGGUCCGCUGCACAACAUGGCUGCCACAGCUAAAAAUAGCAACAUCUUUAAACGACAUCUCCUCUGAAACGGAUAGGCAGAUUUUGAUGAAACUUGACAGAAUUGUUCCUUGGGUGGUCCUUUAACCAAAAUUGCUCAAAUUGUUCCGGUCCGCUGCACAACAUGGCUGCCAGGGCAAAAAAAUAGAAAAACCUUUAAAGAACAUUUUCUCAGAAACCGAUGAUCAGAUUUUGAUGAAACUUAACAGAAAUGUUCCUUGGAUGGUCCUUUAUCAAAUUUGCUUCAAUGGUUUCGGUCCACUGCACAAGAUGGCCACCAGAGGUAAAAAUAGAAAAACCUUUAAACGACUUCUCCUCAGAAACCGAUGAUCGUAUUGCAAUGAAACUUGACAGAAAUGUUACUUGGGUAGUCCUUAACCAAAAUAGCCCAAACAGUUCUGGUCUGCUGCACAACAUGGGCACCAGAGCUAAGAAUAGAACAAAACGUUAAACUACAUCUUCUCAGAAACCGAUUAUCAGAUUUUGAUGAAACUUUACAUAAAUGUUCAUCGGGAUGCCCUUUAACCAAAAUUGCCCAAAUGGUUCCGGUCCGCUGCACAACAUGUCUGCGAGAGUUAAAAAUAGAAAAACCUUUAAGGACUUCUCGUCCGCAGUCUUCACGAAAAACAUUUUAACCUACUAGCCAGUUGGACUAGCAUAAUGGCAUAUUUUACUAGUCCGAAUGACAAUCUAGUAGUCCGACUAUUUUGCCACAUUAUAAAACUGUAUGCUUGAGGUAAAUACCUAUUUCAAUUGAGCAGC